ACUAAUGACCGUAUAAUGGAAAAAAAUAUGAAAACGAAUGAUGCUUACGGCAGAAUAAUAGCCAAAGAUGUAUAUUCCCCCAUAAACGUGCCGUCUUGUAAGACUUCCGCUAGACAUGGAUACGCGGUGUUGACCAGUGACGGAAAGGAUGUAAGGAAAGUGUUGAAAGCACAAGUCACGUUUGAUAAAAUUUUGGUCGUACCUGGCACCUGUGUGCGAGUAAGAAGUGGAGAUCCCAUACCCAAUGGAGCAAAUGCAGUUGUAACGCCAGAGAAUAUAAAGAUAUUCGAAGAAUGCAGUGAUAAUGAUGACGAUUAUUUUAAUAUCGAUGACAAGGAAUAUGAAAUUGAAGUCUUGGUUGCCCCAGAAAUAAACGAGAACAUCAGAAACGCUGGCUAUUUAAUAAAGUAUUCCCAACUCAUUGUACCAAAGUUCACACGUCUCGGACCAGCGGAAUUGGGUAUUUUGAUAUUAUGUAGCCACGAUUUAAUUCCAAUCAUUGAACUUCCGUCUGUAGGUCUGCUAUCUAUCAGUAGCGAAUUGAAAGAACCUGAAAAUACUUUAACUUUAGGACGUAUUUAUGACAGCAAUAGAGUAACUCUGACCUCAUUAUUAAAAGAGAAUGGAUACGAUUCUGUUGACUUCGGAAUUUCUGCUUACAAGUUGAAUGAUAUAAUAAAAAAAAUCGAAGACGCUUUGAACGAAGUAGAUGUACUUGUGAUAAUGGGCCGUUCAAACGACAAAGAUAUAUUAAAACUAGUUUUAAGGGAAUAUUUUAACGCUACGAUACAUUUCGGUCUCUUGAACAUGAAACCAGGGAAAUCGACAACGUUUGCAUCUUGCACGUACAAUUAUAAGAGGAAGUUUUUCCUGUGCAUGUCGGUAAACCCGGCAACCGUUCCCAUUGUUGCGCAUGUAUUGCUUCUACCACUUCUAAACACGAUGCACUACAAUUUCUUCAAGGGGCCUAUCAUUCUGCAAACUUGCAUGAAUAAUCACGAGUUGCAUUUGCGUCCGAAAUUUUCAUGGACGACCGUACAAUGGACAGAAGAAGAGAUGUUUCCAAGGGCUUAUUGCUCAAAAAAUCGACAUCAGAAUAUAAUGAAAUAUCAAAAGGCUAAUGCACUUCUAAUGUUGCCGCCGCGCACGUGGCAGGUGCCGAAGUUAGACGCAGCAUUCUUUAUACGGCCAUUAGAUAGUGAUGAACAACAAUUAAAUGAACAAUUAAUUGAAGUCUCUGAAAUAGAUUACCAUAUUGUAAACAAUUUAGCAGGAAAUGUGAGUCUCAUGCAAAUUGUGAAAUGUGAUAAAGAGGAAAUAAAGAAAGAAUUAACUUUAUUGAGCACUCAGUAUAGUGAUAAUGUUAUCUUAUUAGCUGGCGAUGCGAGUGAUGUUGUAUAUGACACAAUUAUGGAAGUUAUCGAUAAUAACAAUGACCUUUGUGACAUAAACAUCUCAAUAUCAAACUUAAUAGGGAGACUAAAAUAUUUAAUUGCUCGGCCGAUAUGUGGAAUACGAAACAGGAAUCUUAUUAUUAAUCUGUGUGGCUCCUGUACGAUAGAAUGUUUGAAAGAAUAUGGAUACAUGAUACUGGAUAUAUUAUGCUUAAUUAAUAAGUCAGAUAAAAAGAUUUAUGAUACAAAGAAGGACGAUAGUUGUGUUGAACCAUUUAAUAAUAACAUUAAUAAUAAUAAUAAUAAUUCUGAUGAACCAUUUCAUAAUAGUAAUAAUAAUGAUGGUAAUUCUGAUAAACCAUUUCGUAAUAAUUGUGCUGAUGAUAAUUUGGCUGGACCAUCUAAAAAUUAUAGUGAUGAUAAUUUUGAUGAAUCAUUUUAUAAUAACAAUAGUAAUGAUAAUUCUGUUGGGUCAUCUAAGAAUACUAAUAACAUACACAAUUCUGAUGAAAUGUCUAUGGAUAUUUCCUUCGAAGAACAAUCGAAAACCGCAUUGACAAUAAAUGAUAUAAUUUAUAAAGAACAAAAGGGAAGCAAAAUGGUAUCACUGGAAGAAGCAAAAAAUAUAAUGGAAAACGUAAUAAUCCAAUAUUAUGAAAGAUGUACAGAAACCGUACAGACGAAUGAUGCCUAUGGCAGAAUAGUGGCCGAAAACGUACAUUCUUCUGUAAACGUACCGCCUUGUUGUAUUUCCGCUAAACGUGGAUACGCGGUGUUGGCCAGUGACGGGCAAUGUGUCAGAAAAGUGUUGAAAGCAAAUCUCACGUUAGCUAAAAAGAAGAUUUUGGUUACACCUGGCACUUGCGUGCGAGUAAGAAGUGGAGAUCCCAUACCUGAUGGAGCAACGGCGGUUGUAAUGUCUGCGAAUACAAAGAUAAUAGAUGAACGCGAUAAUGAUGAUUAUUUUAAUAUGGACAACGAGGAAUACGAAAUUGAGGUCUUAGUCGCUCCAAAAGAAGAUGAAAAUAUUAGAAACACUGGCUGUGAAAUACAGUUCAAUGAGAAUAUUAAAAACUCACGCAGUCGUGUUGAAACAGCGGAUCUGGGCAUUUUGACAUUAUGUAACAUCGAUUCAAUUACGGUCUUUAAACUUCCAACUGUAGGCCUGCUAUUUAUCGGUUAUGAAUUAUUAGAUCCUGAAAACAUUUCAACUGUAGGACACAUCUUCGGCUGUAACAGGAUAAUUGUAUCCUCGUUAUUGAAGAAGAACGGUUAUAAUCUUAUGGAAUUUGGAAUUUCAGCUCAUGAGCCGAAUAUUAUACAAUACAGAAUCAAGGACGCUUUGGACAAAGUUGACUUACUCGUGAUAAUAGGCCGUGCGAACGACAAAGAUAUAUUGAAGCCUACCUUAAAGACAUUUUUCAACGCUAAUAUACAUUUCGGUUGCGUGAACAUAAAACCAGGGAAAUCGACAAUGUUUGCAUCGUGUGAGUUCAAGCAAAAGAGAAAAUUUUUCCUGUGUAUGUCGGCAAAUCCAACAACCGUACCCAUUAUCACGCAUAUAUUGCUUCUGCCGUUAUUGAACAUGUGCUGUAAUUUAGACGAUAAUCCCUUGAAGAUACAGGCUCGCAUAAAAACAUCUCACGAGCUGCACUUGCGUCCGAGAUUUUCGUGGACAUCCUUACAGUGGUCGGAGAAAGAAGCUGACACAUAUCCAAGUGCUUACUGCAUAGAUGUUAAACAUCAGCACAUGAUGAAAUAUCAAUUUAGUAACGCGCUUCUAAUGCUGCCGAGGUACACGUCGGAAGUUCCGAAGUUAAACGCGAACUCAGUAUUUUUACCAGCGAUGUUUAUGGGCAACUGA
Mycetomoellerius zeteki is the source of this 3258-nucleotide messenger RNA. Its product is annotated as gephyrin-like. Gene Ontology annotation, biological process: establishment of synaptic specificity at neuromuscular junction; postsynaptic neurotransmitter receptor diffusion trapping; gamma-aminobutyric acid receptor clustering. NCBI's taxonomy places the organism in Eukaryota, Metazoa, Arthropoda, Insecta, Hymenoptera, Formicidae. Bases 16 to 3258 code for a protein of 1080 amino acids. Gene Ontology annotation, cellular component: postsynaptic specialization; cytoplasm; postsynaptic membrane. Gene Ontology annotation, molecular function: molybdopterin molybdotransferase activity. The transcript is spliced from 18 exons. The record is from RefSeq and is a predicted model, not a curated record.